Mastomys coucha (southern multimammate mouse) is the source of this 1434-nucleotide messenger RNA. RefSeq names its product gasdermin-C-like. Gene Ontology annotation, molecular function: phosphatidylserine binding; phosphatidylinositol-4,5-bisphosphate binding; phosphatidylinositol-4-phosphate binding. NCBI's taxonomy places the organism in Eukaryota, Metazoa, Chordata, Mammalia, Rodentia, Muridae. The transcript is spliced from 11 exons. Gene Ontology annotation, biological process: defense response to bacterium; pyroptotic inflammatory response. The record is from RefSeq and is a predicted model, not a curated record.
AUGUCCUACACAUUUGACUGGGUUAGCAAGGAUGUGGUCAAAAAGCUUCAAGGAAAAGAUCUGAGGCCUGUCAAACGCCUGUUAGAUGCAACCAAACUCCACCAGUUUGACAUACUUCAGAAGACCCCUCAAUCGUUGUUUUUUAAAUCUGAAGAUACUCCAGUUGGAUAUUCCCUUCUGAACAUCUUGGAGCCCAAUUUUCCUGUUCCAGAGCCUGAAGUGUCAGCUCCCAUUCCCCUCAAACACACCGUAUCCCAGAAACUGAAGGCUAACGUGGAUGUCAAAGCCAUUGCAGAAGGAGGUGCAGCGGCAGAGUUUGUCCAGUCCUGUGGAUAUGACAUCGAAGUUCAGAGUACGAGCAUCCCAGAUUCAAAACUGGAAAGUCUUCAAAACAGGCAAGGUCACUGAGGGAAACUGUUGGAUCAGGAGCCAUCAUUUGUGAAGGAGUGCCGGAUGGGAAGGAAAAACCUGUAUGUGGUGACAGAGGUCUUUGAAGUGACCAAGAGUACCAUGCUGGAAGGCAGCAGCAGUGUCAGCCUUUCAGGCAAAGCGCUCAUCCCCCAGUUUGUCAAGGGUCAAGCCCAGGGACAGUGGCAAAGGGACAGAACGGAUUCAAUACCUAUCCAAAAGGGUGCCGUGUUGGCCUAUAAGAAGAAGCAACUGAUCAUUGAGAAUAACACUUGUGCCAUUCUACUUUCUGCUAAUGCUAAGAAGAAGACCUUUCCAGGCAUAUUGAAUAUGAUACCUAAGUGUGGUUUUGCUGCCCAAAGCAUGAGAAUGGAAGUUCAAAAUUGCUCGUGGGUAAAUGACGUCUCUCCAAUUGGAAGAAUAGAGGAGCCCACCCAUCUAGAUUUCAAGUGCCUACAAAAUGAAGUUUCCCUACAAACAGAGCAACUGGCUAUGCUCUCGAAGGAUGUUCAAGAUGUUGUGUUCUCCAGUCUCCUGCGCAUGCUCAGCGACAGAGAGGUUCUGUAUGACCUGAUGAACAUGCUGGAGUUGGAUCAGUUGGGGCAUAUGGAUGGCCCAGGUGGCAUAAUCCUGGAUGAGCUGAGAAAGGACUCAAGCCCCCCGUGGAUUGACCUAAAGAACCUCAUUCUUUAUCUCCUUCAAGCCCUAAUGGUGCUGAGUGAUACCCAACUCAAUCUGCUGGCCCAAUCUAUGGAGAUGGGGCUCCUUGUGCAGCAACGAGAACUGGUAAAGAGCAUCCUACAGCCAAACUUCAGGUAUCCCUGGAACAUUCCCUUCACACUCCAGCCUCAGCUUCUCGCCCCACUCCAGGGUGAGGGCUUGGCCAUUACUUAUGAAUUGCUGAAGGAGUGUGGUCUGAAGGUGGAGCUGAAUAAUCCCAGGUCAACUUGGGAUUUGGAAGCCAAGAUGCCCCUGUCUGCUCUCUAUGGGAGCCUGUCCUUUUUACAGCAACUUGCAGAAGCCUAA